UAACAAAAUCUCUUCAACGAUGAAUCGGUUAUAUUUAAUAAUUUCGGUUGUGGUUUGUGCGGUGCGGGCGCAGAUUCCUGGGUUCGGGUUUUGUCCUGAUUACCUGCCAAUGCCCCAUUUCGACAUGAACAGGUUCUUAGGGAAGUGGUACGAAGCUGAGCGCUAUUUUCAGUUUUCCGAAGUCGCAGCCAGAUGUGUCGUAGCUGAUUAUGCUGUGGGACCUAAUGGGAAAAUUUAUAUUUCGAAUGAGGUUACCAAUAGAUUUACUGGUGUUAAGCGGGUAAUAGGUGGCAACAUGGACUUAACAGGCAAAAAAAAUGAAGGAAGAUUCGUAGUCAAAUACGACACCAUGCCAUCAUUAACUGCGACAACCAUGAGCGUUUUAGAUACUGAUUAUGAUAACUACGCAGUUAUGUGGAGUUGCAGCGGCUUAGGUCCAGUAAAUGCCCAAAGUGCUUGGCUAAUGACCCGAGAAAGAAUCCCAGAUACCACCACACUUCAAAAAGCUUAUGGUGUCCUUGACCGAUACAAGAUUAACCGAACAUUCUUUGUAAAAACGGAUCAAGAAGGUUGCGCAGUAGCGGCGUCCGACUUAAACGCAGCCUUAGGAAUUGCUUCCACUUCAACUAAUGUAGAACAAAAUGCAGAUGAUCAAGAAAAUGAAAAGAAAAGAACCUUAACGAGAGCCCAACCUAUUGUUGAUGUCCUUUUCAAGAAAAAUGAAAUAGUUGAAGCUAACUAUAUUUCUAAGGAAGAACAAAAAAUUGAAUCGAAACUAAAGGAAAAUCAACCAGAAGAAGCCACUACAAAAGGAGAUGAGCCGGCUUCAGAGGUAGAAACUUCUGAGAAAUCAGAACUAACUGACAUCACUACGCAUGAAAACGAUAUCGGGAAUUCUCGCACUGAGUCGGAUAAUUUAAUAAGCGAAAACUUGGAAGCCACGAAACUGCCCGUCGAAAAUAAACCGGUCAAUGAAGAUGAAGUUGUUACUAAAAUUGUAUAAAUUCUUUUAUCGUUAACGCAAGAUGAAACAAGAUAACAAUAAGUAUUUUUUCUAGAGGCCAAAAAAAAACAUCUAACAGCAGUAAUAAUAUAAGUGUUUGUGUUAUCUGCUACAUACGAUAAUAGGGUAAAAAUAAUUAUUAAUAUUAACUGUGGAUAGUACAACAAUAGGUUUAGUUAUAGAUAUGUUUUUAAGUAUGCGGAAAAGCGUAAAAUAUGUUUUUUUUUCUAUAAUUUACAAUAAUUAUUUAUGAUAUGAAUAAAUAGUUACAAAAUAAAAAAA
Anthonomus grandis grandis is the source of this 1285-nucleotide messenger RNA. Its product is annotated as apolipoprotein D-like. Gene Ontology annotation, molecular function: pigment binding. Lineage: Eukaryota; Metazoa; Arthropoda; Insecta; Coleoptera; Curculionidae. The transcript is spliced from 4 exons. The coding region runs from base 20 to 1003 and encodes 327 amino acids. The record is from RefSeq and is a predicted model, not a curated record.